AUGCCUAUCAAACCCACUAAACCGCCUGCCUCUGCCUCGAAAUCCCUCGUGCCUGUUGGUCCAAGGCAUGUAUCUAGAGUUGCCAAAGGCAAACGAGAUCAAGAUGAAGGGCCGCCUAAGGAAAAGGCAUCGACCACCAGGGCACUGGUUUUGCGAAAUGGCAAACAUGGAGCUAGGGGAACAGGGGAACUUAUGUUGAUGAAAAAAAUGACAGGGAGAGAGAAGUUUGAAUUAAUCGCAGAGGAGGAGGUUAAGACGGCAAUCAUGCCUCCAUUCAGUCUUGAGAAGUGCUUAAAAAUUGCAGAGUCUCAGUACGAUGCUUACCUUGACGACAUUGCGAACCUAAGAGAUCCGGACCUCUUUCGCUAUAUUAUUGAGGCCGAGUUGCAGGCGAGGUCGCGCCCUGGUUCUGAAACUCGCAGAUCUCCUACCUAUGUAGCGAAGGUCGUCGGAACGAGAAUACACAAUGCGUAUUUACUCGCUUCAGCAUGGAAGAUGGUGCAAGAUACACUCAAUGGCCUUACAAUAGACGGUUUAUCCGAUCGAAUAAUCAAGGUGCAGUUGAAGAAUAAUGAAGAUAUGAGAGAUCGCUUUUUGGUUUUGUAUGAUAUGGUGAACGUGCUGGUUGAAAUGAGCCAUGCAAAGUUUUCUGUAUUGGCGACGACUACCCCGCACUAUGCGAAAUAUUUCAAGAAGAGUGAAGUUUCAGCACCAGGAGAGGAGGAAAUGGCGUUUGAUUGGAAAGAUCUUCGUGGAGCGGCCAAUUCUUUCCUUGACUCCAUCAUCAUAGAACUUUGUUUUCCGCGUGCACCAUACCCGAAAGCCAUUUUGUACCGGAUCCUUCACGAUGCCAUCGGAGAGUCACCUCGUGAGGCCAAAAGAUUCCCUCAAGCCUUGUGGGACGCCGUUGGCGAUCUUUCGGAAUCGGUAGAAUUGCAACAAUACCUGGAAGGAGCCUUGUCUGGUUCAGAUGGUCAAUCUUGGAAGAAAUCCGCGCGGCAAAUGCCCGAAGAAUACGAACUAUGGAUUGACGCUCAGAUUCUCUCGUCGAAAGCAUCCGCAGAAAUCGCAAACUUCAAGGACUCCAUCUUCCCCCUCGAGAAAACCAGACACACCGUCGUUUUGGACAACAUGUGGAAGUUUAUCAAUCUGAACUAUCAAGCCGUUUCUGGCCAUAACAUUGACACCCUGUGGCAACUCGAAGGAGAGUUAGACUAUGCUCCGCAAUGGAGUUCCUACUACAUUCCUGAUCUUUCUGAUGAUUCGGAUGACGAUUCGGACGGUCCUCCCCGUUUGGUUUCGCCGUCGAAAGUCGGUAAAAAGAAGCGCAGACCACUUGCCAUAACUAAUGGCGCAGAUUAUGAAGGCAGUGACUCCAUGCCAGACCUACAGUCCGUCUCUAAUUCCUCCGACGAUGAUGAUCUCGAGAACGAUUCCGACGACUCCGACGAUGACGAUGACGAAGGCGAUUCUGAUGCAAGCGACUACGACGAAGAGGCAGAGGAUGAAAUACGAGAGAUGCUGAGGGAGGCCAUGGACGCUGCUCAUGAAGCUGACUGGUUUGAGAGCAACGUCUCUCCGGAGUUGGAUCCCUUUGCGCAGGAAGACCGAAAGGGAAACCCAUUUUUGAAGCUGCUGGGGUCGCUAAGAGGACGUAUGUUCCCGUCCAGUCCAAAAUUGAAAACGCCUGGUACUCGCACAGAAGCUCGACCAGGCAUCCGUGGAGCUUUCCGGGCAACCCCCUCUGGUGUUCCUAAACCACCUCCAACGACGGGUCCCCCGAAAGCAGUCCCAGUUUCCGCGAAAGUCGCAACGACCCCUGCUGCGAGCGCAAAAGUUGAACUCCCCAAGAGCCAUAAAACUACGAUCGAAGAAGUGGAGGAUGAAGAUGAUGCCCCUCUUGCAUCCAAAAAGAAGAAGAAGAAACCCAAAAAAAAGAAGAAGCCAGCCCCCGCAUCCCCAGAACCACAGGAUGUAUCCCGACGAUCAUUUUCUACUUCGCCGACACCUGCAAGUGCUCCCAAGUUGCCGACACCUCUCCAAGCUCCAGCUUCCCCGUCUCCGAAGCGCAAUCAGGCAGCUCCUCGACCUAGCACAGCUAAGCCGGCUCAGCCCCAGAUGUCAACAACAUCUCUUGCGACGCCUGUUGAGCCUACAACGGCGCAAUCGGCUCACAGUUAUCUCCGUACGCUUGAGGAGCGAGAAAAAGUCAAAGAAAAAAUUAAAUCACGUCCUGAUCAUGCUUCCCUCUUCUCUAACCCAGAAAAAGAGAAGAAAGGCUUUUUCUCGAAACUUGGCGCUGGGCUGAAAGGCAAAGGCAAAGACGAUGCGACGCCGAAGAACCCCAAAUAUACGUGGUUCUCUAAAUUAAGUAAGAAGACAACUGGAUAUAUGCACCAACUCCUUGCCACUGCGGAAGAUACGACGCAAGGGAUAGCGCCCAUGAAGUGGGAAAAUUUCCUCAAGCUUAUGAGGGAGAUGGGGUUUGAGUAUGAUCCGAGUACUGCGGGCUCCAGCGUUAGAUUUGACCCACCCAACAAAAAUGAUAAGCCUAUUACCUUCCACAAACCGCAUCCCGAUCCAACGCUUAAACCCAAGAUGCUCAAAAAUUUCGCAAAGAGACUCAAGAGGAAAUAUGGCUGGACCGAGGAGGAUUUCCUAAAUCAUGUCCCUGGCUCAAAUUACAAUGCCCUUACGACAUUUCUGAGCCAACACAUCGCUAAUUGA
Laccaria bicolor S238N-H82 is the source of this 2727-nucleotide messenger RNA. RefSeq lists its product as uncharacterized. Bases 1 to 2727 code for a protein of 908 amino acids. The record is from RefSeq and is a predicted model, not a curated record. Gene Ontology annotation, molecular function: mRNA binding. The transcript has 14 exons. Lineage: Eukaryota; Fungi; Basidiomycota; Agaricomycetes; Agaricales; Hydnangiaceae.